AUGCUCGCCCGCGCGCGGCCCCGGCGCCUCUCGACGACGGCGGCGGACGCCUGGCGCGCCCUCGCGGCCAAGGAGGCCGCGCGGUCCGGGAGGACCGUCGAGUCGCUGGCGUCGGAGACGCCCGAGGGCCUGCGCAUCGAGCCCUGCUACCUCGGCCCCGAGGGGUCGAGCCCGCCGCCGCCCGGCGUCUUCCCCUUCACGCGCGGCGCCUACGCGACCAUGUACAGCGCCAAGCCCUGGACCAUCCGCCAGUACGCGGGCUUCUCGAGCGCGGAGGAGUCGAACGCGUUCUACCGCCGGAACGUCGCCGCCGGCCAGCAGGGCCUGUCCGUGGCCUUCGACCUGCCGACGCACCGGGGCUACGACAGCGACCACGAGCGCGCGGCGGGCGACGUCGGCCUCGCCGGCGUGCCCGUCGACUCCGUCGAGGACGUGAAGAUCCUGUUCGACGGCAUCGACCUCGGCAAGAUGUCCGUGUCGAUGACGAUGAACGGCGCCGUGCUGCCGACGCUGGCCAUGUACGUCGUCGCCGCCGAGGAGGCCGGCGUGGCGCCGGAGGAGCUCUCCGGCACGAUCCAGAACGACAUCCUCAAGGAGUUCAUGGUCCGGAACACGUACAUCUACCCGCCGGCGCCUGCGCCGUCGCUGCGCGCGAUCCAGGACAUCUUCGGCUUCACGGCGGGCCGCAUGCCGCGCUUCAACUCCAUCUCCGUGUCGGGCUACCACAUGCAGGAGGCCGGCGCCGACGCGGCGCUGGAGCUCGCCUUCACGAUCGCGGACGGGUUGGAGUACUUGAACUGCGCCGUCGAGGCGGGCAUCGACGUCGACAAGGUCGCGCAGCGCCUGUCCUUCUUCUUCGCCAUCGGCAUGGACCACCACGUCGAGAUCGCCAAGCUGCGGGCCGCGCGCACGUUGUGGGCCGAGUUGGUGAAGGAGCGCUUCUGGGGCGCCCACGUGACGUCGGAGCGGUCGCUGCUGCUGCGGACGCACUGCCAGACGUCGGGCUACUCGCUGACGGCCCAGGAGCCCCUCAACAACGUCGCGCGCACGGCCCUGGAGGCGCUCGCCGCCGUCCACGGCGGCGCCCAGUCGCUGCACACGAACGCGUUCGACGAGGCCAUCGCGCUGCCCACGGAGCACUCGGCGCGCGUCGCGCGCGCGACGCAGCUCAUGAUCCAGGAGGAGACGGGCGUGACGCGCGUCGCCGACCCCUGGGGCGGGUCCUACUUCAUGGAGGCCCUGACGUCCCAGCUCGCGGACAAGGCGCGCGAGAUCAUCGCGGACGUCGACGCGGCGGGGGGCAUGCGCGCGAUGGUCGAGUCCGGCGAGGCGAAGCGCCGCGUCGAGGACUCGGCGGCGAAGAAGCAGGCGCGCGUCGACGCGGGCGUCGACGUCGUCGUGGGCGUGAACAAGCACGUGAGCGGCGAGCCGGGCGAGGCCGUGGACGUGCUCCGCAUCGACGACCAGAAGGCGCGGCGCGUCCAGGCCGCGCGCAUCGCGGCGAUGAAGGCGUCCCGGGACGACGACGCCGUGAAGCGCUGCCUGGAGAGGCUCCACGCGUCGGCGCUGCUCGAGGACGUGUCGACGGCGGCGCACGACGACCCGCGGAAUCUCGUCGCGCUGUGCGUCGACGCCGCGCGCGCGCGGGCGACGCUCGGCGAGAUCUCGGACGCGCUCCGCAGCGCCUGGGGCGAGCACGUCGCGUCCGGGGGUUUGGCCGUCGGGUCCUACAGAGCGAAAUUCCCAACUUCAAAGCCUCAUAUCUCGGCCGCGCGGCGCGUCGAGGCCUUCGAGGCGCUGGACGGGCGGCGGCCGCGGAUCCUGGUCGCGAAGGUGGGCAUGGACGGCCACGACCGCGGCGCCAACGUCGUCGCGGCGGGCUUCGCCGACCUGGGCUUCGACGUCGACGCCGGCCCGCUCUUCAACCUGCCGGAGGAGGUCGCGAAUCAAGCCGUCGACGCGGACGUCCACGCCGUCGGCGUCUCGACGAUGGCCGCGGGCCACAACACGCUCGUGCCCCGCGUCGUCGAGGCUUUGCGGGCCAAGGGCGCGGGCCACGUCGUCGUCGUCGUCGGCGGCGUCGUGCCGGACUGCGACCACGACCACCUCAAACGCCACGGCGUCGCCGCGAUCUUCGGGCCGGGCACGCCCUUACCGGUCGCGGCCAUGGACGUGCUCGACGCCGUCGAGGCGGCGGUCCUCAAGCGCCGCGCGCCCCGCGCCGAGUCCGCCUAG
Molecule: messenger RNA, 2235 nt
Organism: Aureococcus anophagefferens
Lineage: Eukaryota; Pelagophyceae; Pelagomonadales; Pelagomonadaceae
Gene: MCM1
Exons: 5
Coding region: 1-2235 (744 amino acids)
Cellular component (GO): mitochondrion
Molecular function (GO): methylmalonyl-CoA mutase activity; metal ion binding; cobalamin binding
Source: RefSeq, a predicted model, not a curated record